CCGGGCAGCCCGUCAGACGGAUUAGCGGACCUAUGUUUUGGGGCGCAUUUCUUAGGAUUUCCUUCGGCUGCGCAUGCGUGGACAGUUUGCAGUCGCAACUACGGAUGUGAGGACAGACAGUUGACGUCGGUGAAGAUGUGGUGAUUUUGAUUUCACACCGUUUUGUGCUUUGUGACUGACGACUUACGGUUAGUGGACGUGUGUGCUCGUGAACUGUGCUUUGGAACUGCUGUGAAUCAAUCAUGUUUGUCUUUAAGAUCACUGUUUGUUUUCUCCUGGCCCUAACUGUGGGAGCCGAAAAGAAAAUCGAAUUACAAGACAUUGAAGAAGACAACUUGAAAAGCGAAAAGGAAAAGGAAGAUGAACCUGAACCGCGAUCACAAGGAGAACAGAGUUCGGGACUAAUUCCUCUCGAAUUUCUAAAAAAUGGCUUCUUGCGGUACUUUGAACCGGCUUCGACAGCACAGCCACGCUAUGUUCAGCAAUAUGCGGUGACGGAACAACCGGAGCGACCACCGCCGCCACCACCACCGCCAGUUGCAUCGCCUAAAUCGCAGUAUGGCGCUCCUGUUGCCCAGCAGGCAAUGGUUGGCUACCUUUCCAAUGUGCCGAUGCAAAUAUAUCUAGUCCCUCAAUAUUACAAUGAACAGCAGGAUCACACAGCGAAUGCACAGAGCUCGGUACGUUACACAUCUGCUAGUGCUCCUCAAGCAUCUUACCCGACAGCGCCGGAAGCAGGGCAGACGCAGACAAAUUACAUAGAAGUCCCAGCGUAUAUUGCACCUACUGCUAAGACGUAUGUACCGCAGUAUUCUUCGCCGGUCGCCCUCGUGGGUUAUGCUCCACAGCCGACUGCCGCGCCGCAACCCACCAUAGCUCCAGUCUUAGCCUAUCCUGUACCAGUAGUGCAGUAUCAGACAGCUGCUGUAGUAGCGCCUACAAAUCCAACGAAGGAGUACUACCAAAACGCACAUUACUCAGACACCAAUGUUGUAGACGAAGUACACGAACAGGUUAAUGAGAGUCCAUCGCAUACAGACGCAACUUACCACAAAGCCCCUGUCCAGGAGUACACACGGUUCUAUCCAUCACGUACUCCAUUACGAAACGAGUACAGGCAUAAUGCAAUUUCUGAAUUGCCUCAUCCUAAUCCAUUGAUAUUGAAGGGUCCUCCAUCUCAUUUGUCACAUGUCCCUAAAGCGCUUCCAAUGUAUAGGCCGGUGCAUAAACCUGUUUACGCGUCAAGCGCAAUAGCUCCAGCAUUUACACCGAGACCAGCUGAUCCUUAUGGCCCUGUUUUUAAACGACGACCUACAUCCUUGUUAGAUUCUUACAUUCCAUCUCAUAUUCAAGUGGAAUACAUGAAAAGAGGUUUCGCUAAAGAUCCUCUAGAAGCCUACGAAGCUCUAUCGAGCGGACGGCAUUUGGUCCACUCGUCAGUUGUUCCUAGACAUUACGAACGAGGCUUCCUUCCCAACCAGAUGUAUGAGACUGCCAGCGGCGGCAUCACAUACGGUCAUUAUAAAAGAGCACCGAAAAUAGAUAAUGUACAUCGAAAGUAAAAUUUGUUGCUCUCCCUACAAACAGUUAAUUUAAGUCAUUAUGAAUAAAAAUAUUAAGACUGUGCUAUUUAUAUAUAUCAAAAAAUUGCGAUGCACAAAUAUAUUAAUUUUAUUGUACGUACAAAUUGGAGUACAAUUUUAGUAAUAAGAGAUCGACAAACGAGGCUAACGUUGUGUGGAAAUAUGUUAUGUAUGGUCAGUAUUUA
Manduca sexta (tobacco hornworm) is the source of this 1768-nucleotide messenger RNA. RefSeq names its product extensin-1. The transcript is spliced from 3 exons. The record is from RefSeq and is a predicted model, not a curated record. Bases 243 to 1562 code for a protein of 439 amino acids. NCBI's taxonomy places the organism in Eukaryota, Metazoa, Arthropoda, Insecta, Lepidoptera, Sphingidae.